GGGCGGUAGAGAGUGACAGCUCCGGAGGCAGAAAGGAAGGAUGAAAAUUAGUUCUCAUCUCGCCAUUGUGGUCGUCCGUGGAGCAGGAAGUUUUCCCAAACCUUCCGAAACCCCCUGAAGGAAGCGCGACUGUAUCUGUCUGUGAGCGGCGCAGCUGUAGCUGCGGAGUCGCAGGUGCUCGGACUCGCUGUAGCCGUGGGUUGCCUCACCUGGCCGAGUGCUGAAGCGCUCUUCAGCGGACGAGCACACAGGAGGAGUCAGUCGCUGAUCAUUUACGCUCUCCGACACUGACAGAGCCACCAUGUCGGCGACUGUCGGCAUCUACGCGGCCAAGAAACGGAAGAAGCCCGUGCAGAAAAUUCCCAAGCCUCCUCCGCCCGAGGGCGCCAAGUCAAAUCCCUCCAAGCGCCACCGAGAUCGGCUGAAUGGGGAGCUGGACAAGCUGACCAGCCUGCUGCCCUUCGCGGAGGAUGUGCGGGCUCGGCUGGACAAGCUGUCCGUGUUGCGGCUCAGCGUGGGCUACCUCAAGGUCAAGAGUUUCUUCAACGCAACCAUGAAGAAGGGCAGCUUGGGAUGGCUGGCAGACCGCGCCGUUGUGUUUGGAGGGAACGGCUCAACCGUGUGCACCAUCGAUGGUGUCGGCUUCUCUGAGGGGGACCUCCUGCUCCAGGCCCUGAACGGCUUCGUCCUGGUGGUCACCGCUGAGGGAUACGUUUUCUACGCCUCCCCCACCGUACAGGACUACCUGGGCUUCCAUCAGUCUGAUGUGGUCCACCAGAGCGUGUUUGAACUGAUCCACACAGAUGACCGUGCCAUGUUUAGAAGCCAGCUUCACUUUGCCCUCAACCCAACGCAGUUUGGCUCGGAUCAGGGGGGCGACAGCAUGGAAAGUAGUAAUGAGAUCAGCAGCAACAUUGUGGCCUAUGACCCCCAGCACAUUCCUCCAGAGAACUCCUCCUUCCUGGAGCGGAGCUUCUGCUGUCGCUUCCGCUGUCUCCUGGACAAUUCAUCCGGGUUUCUGGCCCUAAACUUCCAAGGGAGGCUGAAGUACCUUCACGGACAGAACAAGCUGAAUGACGACGGAACCAUGCCUCACCCCCAGCUGGCUCUGUUUGCUAUCGCCGUGCCCAUGCAGCCACCCUCCAUCCUGGAGAUCCGGACCAAGACACUGAUCUUCCAGACCAAGCACAAGCUGGACUUCACACCCAUGGGCAUAGACCCCAGAGGGAAGAUAGUUCUGGGCUACAAUGAAAUUGAGCUGUGCACGAAAGGCUCUGGAUAUCAGUUUAUUCAUGCUGCUGACAUGAUGUAUUGUGCAGACAAUCAUAUUAGAAUGAUAAAAACCGGAGAGAGCGGUCUCACGAUCUUCCGGCUCCUGACAAAGACUGCAGGCUGGGUCUGGGUUCAAGCAAAUGCUAGGCUGGUCUACAAAGGAGGAAGGCCUGACUUCAUCAUUGCACGUCAGAGAGCUUUAACAAACGAGGAGGGUGAGGAGAACCUGCGUCAGAGGAAAAUGCAACUUCCUUUCAACUUUGCUACUGGCGAGGCCCUCCUGUAUGACAUCAGCCCCAGUCUAGAAAUGAUGGACAUGACAGGAAAUAGCAAACCCCCAAAGAUGAGGAGAAUGCCUGAGCAGAAGGCCCUGGAUCCUAAUUCAUUGCUUGGGUCCAUGUUGAAGCAGGACCAGUCGGUGUAUGUGCAGUAUUCUGACCCUGAUUCCCAGUUCUCUCUGGAAAAAGCUUUCAUGGACAGCCAUGCCGUUUUCAAUGCACCUAGUGAUGCGUGGCAGCAGGGAGCACCAAAACAGUGUGGAAAUGUUAAGGAGGAGACCAUAAUGAAAGACAUGAUGGAGACACUGGAGCAGAUUCUGGGUGACCGUAAUAUGUGCAGCACCCUUCAGGAUAUGGACGUAGGCAUGGAGGAGCUAAAGGACUGGGAGAACACCCUGCUGAGAAUAAAUAUGAACAGCAGUGACAUUUCUGUGGAGCUCAAUGACAUCCUCACCAAUGACAUCUUCAACUACGUGGAAGAGGAGCUGCUUAAAGACAAAGGCGUAAGUCCCUGUAUGGCUGGUUCUGAACAGCUUAUCCCUGUUGGCAAUGUCAACAACUAUCUUUGCAGCCAGAACACUUUGAUUGCCCCGUCCAAUCUGCCACCCAUGGGGUUGCCAGCCGCUUUAUUGCUUGACAGCCAGAACCUCAACCCCCAGAACCAGGUGGUCCCAGAUCCCCAGACCAACUCUUCUGGAUUAUCAGGGCAGAGUCAAGUUGAAGGCAUGCAGAAGCUCUCAAAUCUGGGCCGCCCGAUCUCUAUGGGACUGAACAGCUCUGUGCAGAUUCAGUCCGCCUUAAAGCAAAUGCAGCCUGAAAACAAGUUUCCCCAGAUCUCGGAGUACUCCGAGGUUGACACCCAAAAAAGUCUAGGCCAAAACAGCAUGGGGUCCUUUGCCCCCAAUCAGACAGGAUCUUGUGCUCUUGAGCAAAGCCAGAUGAGGUCUGGCCUGUCCAGCUCUCAGCCUUUAUUUCGCCCAGUCAAGCUGAACAGCCUGGGACCUCAGCCCCAGGAACAGGCACAGUUGUCUCCUCAGGGCCUUCCCAGUGCCAUGGCUCUUGCUCUCCAGGGGCAUCCACAGUCAGGGAAGCCAGCCCAGCAGGUCCCCUUCAGGCAGCAGAACAGCAUCACUCAGUCAAAUUGUGUGACGUCCAGUCAGUGGGCCCCCAGAAUCCCUGAUGCUGACUUUGCCAACAGACUGUUGGAGACCUGCCCCUCCAGUGUUUUAGCUCAGGAUGACCGCAUCGAACCCUCACCGGUGGCCUGUCUUCAAGGACAUUUCUCGAUGCAGACCCAGGGUGGCCAGAUUCCAAGACUUCAGUCAUGGAUACAACAACAGCCCAACAGGGUGAACCAAAAUGGACACCAGCCCCUACCCAGCUGUUAUGGCAAGACACCAGAUUUGGCCAGAAUGUCUGCAGCUGGCUCUCAGAACUGCAAGCCUGGUUUUGGGACACAAAACAUGCCCAACGGGGUCUAUCGGCCCACCGAGGGACCGGCAGCAGACCAACCGCUGCUGUCGACCAACAGCUGCAUGUUCAAGGACAGUUUGUCCAACCCCAUCAACGGCAUGCGCUUCGGUGACACAGGGCUGGCAGCUUCCGUUCCCUCAUGCCAGAAGAUGAAAUCCAGUCAAGAUCGGAGCCCCCAGCACGGCUCCUACUACUUCCAGAUGAGUGCCAGCGAGCCCAUUGUCGGCACGUCCGUCAUUCCCCAAGAGGACAUCAGCAUUAGCCCCUUGUCCUACCCUCUGACCCCUGGCUUCUCCCCAGAUGAUCUGUUGGCACAUGAGCAGUAUGUCUCCUGCAACGGGCAGACCCAGCAGAUCCCCAGCCAUACAGCAGAAGAAAAUGGGCCAUUUUCCUUUCCUCCGCUCCCUCAUGGGACCCCGUACUUCUCAGAGACAAAACAAAGCAACUUCUAGACUGUGGUCCUGUGCAGUGGAGUAACACACAGAAAGAGUGCACAGCAGGACUUGUCCCAGGAUCACAGGCCAUCCCACCAGUGCCUUCCGAGUCUCCCGUCUUCUGUCUUGACAUUACAUCCCAGCAAAACACAGGAUGUGAACCCAUGGCAUGACCACAGGCCUCCUACACUGCAUGGUCUUCGGAAGUGACAGUUGUGUUAUAAAAGCUGCAGCUGUGACAAUGUCCGUGUCCUUAUGUAAAGUGUGUGUGUGUUGUGGGAGAGGGUCACUGGAGUCAUGCUCCAUCUCCCCACAUGUUAAGCGUUAGCAGGCUAGACUGCUUGAAGAAUGCUCUGUUUGCUGUAAUGUAGUUUUUAUUCUUUUCCUACAUAUAAACACAACAGCUCUGGAAACUGGCAAGGGUGGGUAUGACUGAUGGUCACGGCCACAGGACAGCAUAAUGAAGUAAAAGCACAGUAACAGUAACUUUAGAAUGAGACUUCUUGGAAGUGAGGAAGCAGGAAGCAGUAGACUGCAAAAGGAGAGAGCAGAGCCUUUCUCACAUGGAGCUGAACCGUGAAAGGAAUCCGCUGUGCACUUAUGGCUGUGAAGUGAAAGAUUGGCGACAUUAACAAAAAUUGGAGUACAAAAUCAAUCCAUUUCUUAUAACCGAACAUAAGAAAUCUGUGUUAAAUCC
Molecule: messenger RNA, 4154 nt
Organism: Scleropages formosus (Asian bonytongue)
Lineage: Eukaryota; Metazoa; Chordata; Actinopteri; Osteoglossiformes; Osteoglossidae
Product: aryl hydrocarbon receptor-like
Exons: 11
Coding region: 302-3475 (1057 amino acids)
Biological process (GO): regulation of transcription by RNA polymerase II; response to xenobiotic stimulus; xenobiotic metabolic process
Cellular component (GO): aryl hydrocarbon receptor complex; nucleus
Molecular function (GO): nuclear receptor activity; protein dimerization activity; transcription cis-regulatory region binding
Source: RefSeq, a predicted model, not a curated record